AUGCAGAUUCCGGUUAAAAAGAAAGAUAAGGGUUAUGUCACCAUUCCAUGCACCAUUGGAGAUAUAUCAUUCAAGAAGGCACUUAUUGAUUUAGGAGCUAGUGUGAUUCGUAUGCCUUUAUCCAUUUACAGGAAGUUGGGAAUAGGAACGGUUGAUGACAUCGAGAUGACACUCCAGUUUGCAAAUCACCUAGUGAAAAGACCUUAUGGUGUAGUUGAAGAUGUCCUGGUUAAGAUAGAUAAAUUUGUGUUCCCUGUUGAUUUUGUGAUUCUUGAGAUGCCUGAAGAUGAAGAGAUCCAUUUGAUUAUGGGGAGAUAUUUCCUAGAAAUAGGGAGUUGUAUGAUAGACAUUGAGGAAGGAACCAUGACCCUCAAAGUUUAUGAUGAAGAGCUAAAAAUUGAUUCGAGAAGUGCCAUGAAGCACAAAGAUGACUUAGAAUAA
This is a messenger RNA of Lathyrus oleraceus (garden pea), 441 nucleotides long. RefSeq lists its product as uncharacterized. NCBI's taxonomy places the organism in Eukaryota, Viridiplantae, Streptophyta, Magnoliopsida, Fabales, Fabaceae. The coding region runs from base 1 to 441 and encodes 146 amino acids. The transcript has 2 exons. The record is from RefSeq and is a predicted model, not a curated record.